AUGGAAAAGGCUAGGGAGGGACGGUUGUGCAAAUCAUGGGUGGAAGCCUUCAACAACGGUGGUGGAGACGAAAGGGAGAUGACCUCAUUGGAAACAUUCUCAUCCCCUAGUGGUAGUGGAAGUGGUGCAGCACAUGGACCUAAUUGGAAUUACAACUGGGGUUGGGGUUCUAGCCCUGGAGGAGGAUGGGGUUAUGGCUCUGGCUCAGGUAGGUCUCCUAAUGGGUUAGGUCGAGGUUGGGGUUUUGAUUUUGGGUCUGGGAGUACAGAGUCUGGUACUGGUUAUGGCUUUAGUGCUGGUAGUGGUGGUGGUGGUGGUGGUUAUGGAGCUGGAAGUGGUAAUGGUGGUAGCUUAAGAGGAAGAGAGAUGCCUUCGCCAGAAACAUUUUCAUCCCCUAGUGGAGAAACUGGUGUAGCUCAUGGACCUAACUGGGAUUAUAACUGGGGUUGGGGUUCUAGCCCCAGAGGAGGAUGGGGUUAUGGUUCUGGCUCAAGUAGGUCUCCUAAUGGAUUUGGUCGAGGUUGGGGGUAUGGUUUUGGGUCUGGGAGCGGGUCUAGUACUGGCAAUGGAUAUGGUUCUGAUGGUCAUGGUGAUAGUGGUGGUGAUGAUGGUCGCUCAGCUGGCUAUAGUAGCGACCCCACGCCAUCAAUUUCAAAUGAGAGAGAUCAUUGUGGCUAA
Capsicum annuum is the source of this 678-nucleotide messenger RNA. RefSeq names its product putative glycine-rich cell wall structural protein 1. Lineage: Eukaryota; Viridiplantae; Streptophyta; Magnoliopsida; Solanales; Solanaceae. Bases 1 to 678 code for a protein of 225 amino acids. The transcript is spliced from 2 exons. The record is from RefSeq and is a predicted model, not a curated record.